AUGGACCCUUCAAAUAUUAAGAUCAACAAAUCUUCAACUAUAGAGCCUAACAGCAGCGGCAGUUACACCAUGACUGAUGUUAAUGGUGAGUUUAUACAACCGCCUAAAAUAAUCGAACCAACUUCUAUGGAUUCUACUUUAGGUGAGGAUGAUGAAACUUCAUUAAAUGAUGACAUACUGAGCAUAUCAGAAAGUACAAAGAAUAAACAUCUAUCGAGAAUGAGCUUAGACUCAGCAUCAGUAAGAAAGAGUUUUGAGUCUUCAAUUGCAGGAAGAAGUAGCAGGACAUUUGGAUUUGGACACGGGAUACAUAGUGGAUCACAAGAUUUCUCUCCUCUUGGUAACAAUUCGAUUUAUGAAAUUGUGAUGAAUACCAGAAGAAAGAAUUGGUUAGGUUUCCCUACUUCAUAUGAUAUACCGCCAGUUACACUAUCAAAAAAUGAAAUUGAAAAGAAUUGGAAGGCAGACAUCAAGAAUUAUAUCGAAUCUGUAAAACAAGAAUAUUUGAUUUUUGAAAGUACUAAUAAUUUGAAGAAUAUGAAUAGAUUGGAACAAAUCAAACAGUUGGAAGACUAUAAUAAUAAUGACGAAACCCAAACAAAAGGAAAAAAUGAAUUUAACGAUACUAUCAAUGACCAACAACAGGGGAAUAUGUUUGCAAAAGAUUUAGGCCAAGUACCAGAGUUUUAUUUUGAUAAAGAUUUCCAAUUAGAUAACCCAAGAAUAUUUCACAAAGUUUUGGAUGGGUUGAGGUUUAAUUUGACAAAUGUAAAGGUAUCAGAAAACACGGAUAGAGAAGAAGAAUUUAAUCAAAUUAAUGAAAGGCUGAACGAUUACUUAGAUGCUGUUGAAGGCCUGUUGGUUACCGAAAUUUCUAAAUCAUCUCACAAGUUUUAUCAUGCAUUAAGUAAUGUUGAUCAAAUACAAGAUAAGGUGAAAAAUUCGAUACAAGGGCUUGAUAAGAUUUCUGAUGGAUUAAUUGAUAUUGAUAAAAACAAAAUUCAAAAAGAAAUAGAAAAACUACAGAAUAUGAUUAAACAAAAAAAUAUCGAAAAACUAGAACAAGGGUUAUUACAAGUGAAGGCUAUCCUUGUAGAAAGCGAUAAUUGCAAAAAACUGUUUCAAGAAGAAAAGUUCGAUGAAUGCAUGACUCUAAUUAAUACAGUUAACAAACUAGUUAAAGGUGAUAAAUCAGAUGAUCCAAUUGUUCAGAAAAUAACUAAUAACUGGCCUCAUGAUUUAGUAGACUUACGUGCAGUUCCCUCGCUAUCAGAGACUAGAGAGUAUUUGACUAACAUGAAUAUCGAGAUUGGUGGCAAGUUUUCAUUACAAUUAUGUGACAUUUUAAUGAAAGAUUUACAGAACUAUUGUAAAACUUCAGAUACGAACGAAGUCCUUGAUAGAUUACAAAAUAAGACGAGAAGCAGGAGAUACUUGGAGAUAAGUAAAGAACUUCAAGAUAGUAUCACUGUUCUAAUUGACAAACUAUUUAAAUGCGAGGAAUUAACAAGCUCAUUUAGUUUUUUCCAAGAUAAAUUGAUUACUGAGCUAAAGACUAUAAUUAAAUUAUACUUACCAAAUGAAAAAAAAGCGGUUUCAAACGAGGAAGCAGACACUUCUAUAUCUUUAGAAAAUAGUCCGAACCCCGAAUCACUACAUAACUCCAAGGGUACUCAAGAAAAUAAUGCAGUACCGCAACCCAAACAAACAUCUUCAGGCACGAAACUAUCAAAAUUAAUUAAAGAACAAACAAGUGAAGAAUUUCAGCAGACAUUGUUACAUAUAUUUACUCAUGCUAGUGAAGCACUAAGAAGGUUAUAUCGUUAUCAAAAAAUGUUACUUGAUACAUCUUUGAAUGAAAUAAUAUCUGCUAACGAUCCAAACAUUAAUGAAUAUGACAUGAUAACUCAAUUGGAUAUUAGGAAUGGUAUUAAUGAAGGUAUAAAAAUCAUUCAAUUACGUAUGGGUAAAAUUAUUAUUGUCAGGAGAGAUAUAUCAUCUCAACUAAGUUAUAGUGAAUUUCUGAAGCUAUAUGCCAUCGUUGUAUGUUUUAUUCAAGAAUGUGAAGAAGUUAGUGGAGAAUUUUUAACUAAAUAUUUAAGCGAUGUGUUAGAGUCUCAAAUCCAAGCGUACAUUAACUUCCAGAAUGUCAAAAACAGUAGAUUAUUAAGGGAAAUAACCAAAAAAGAUGCAUGGUUACCAUAUAUUGUUGAACCAACUGUCCAAAGAGAUGUCAAUGAUAUUUUAGUCUCGAUGGAUAUUGAUCCGUUAGAUUGGACAAACGAGCUACAACUGGUAAAGGCCAAAAGUUCCAACAGAAAUAAUGAAGUUGGAGAAAAGGAGCUUGAGAGUGUUAAUGGAGACAAUAACUCAGGCAAUGGAAACAAUACUGCGGAGUCCAACACUGCAUCUGUGGAAAAUAAUGAUGGAGUCAAGGUGACUAAGGCACAUUCGAAUAGUGACAAUAACGGUGUUGUUAUCCCAAAGAAACCUGUUGGUCAUAGAAAAUCAGUUGUUGUUGGUGACAAAACAUUUGUUGCUAGUGAAUCAUUAAUAACCAUAAUAGGUAAAAUCAAAGAAAUUAUGAUUCUAUCUAUCGAUCUCCCUAGCGUAUAUUUACCUAAUUUUGAAAGAAAUAUAAGUAAUCUUUUAGAAGCAUUUAAUGCUAAUAUCUUGAGAAUAUUCAGUGAAGAUAAAGCCAAUUCUAUACAAGCCCAGAAUCCGAAUCCAGAUCAACUCAAACCUAGCGUUAAUAGAAACUAUAGCAUUAUAGGUGAAUCCCUUGAUUGUUUGGUUGAAUUUAUAAAAGUCAUUCAAAAAUUUUAUAGAAGGCUAAUGAGUUCAAGCAAAGAUUUCAACAAGAAGAAGAACGCAACUGGAACAACAAACAAAAACUUUCCAAAUGCGUUCCCAUCACAGCAUAAUAAUUCAGUUGAUUAUAUUCAAUUGUUACAGUUAUAUCAAAGUACAAUUGAAAAGAUAUACCUAGCUAACGCACCACCUCCUCCUGCAUAA
Molecule: messenger RNA, 3015 nt
Organism: Tetrapisispora phaffii CBS 4417
Lineage: Eukaryota; Fungi; Ascomycota; Saccharomycetes; Saccharomycetales; Saccharomycetaceae
Gene: VPS54
Product: Vps54p
Exons: 1
Coding region: 1-3015 (1004 amino acids)
Biological process (GO): Golgi to vacuole transport; retrograde transport, endosome to Golgi
Cellular component (GO): GARP complex
Molecular function (GO): syntaxin binding
Source: RefSeq, a predicted model, not a curated record